This is a messenger RNA of Cyanistes caeruleus (blue tit), 3943 nucleotides long. NCBI's taxonomy places the organism in Eukaryota, Metazoa, Chordata, Aves, Passeriformes, Paridae. The record is from RefSeq and is a predicted model, not a curated record.
AGCAACGGUGGCCACACCAGCGACUACUCGUCCUCACUGCCAUCCACCCCCAACGUGAGCCACCGGGAGCUGCGCAGCGAGACCCCGGCCCCACUGGGGACCCCCAGCUCUCUGCACCGCGGGGCCAAGCGCCGCACCAGCCUCUUCGCCACGCGCCGCGGAAGUGACUCUGAGAAGCGCAGCCUGGACAGCCGAGGCGAGGUGGCCGGCAGUGGCCGUGCCAUCCCCAUCAAGCAGAGCUUCCUGCUGAAGCGCAGCGGCAACUCCCUGAACAAGGAGUGGAAGAAGAAAUACGUGACCCUGUCCAGCAACGGCCUCCUCUUCUACCACCCCAGCAUCAACGAUUACAUCCACAGCACCCACGGGAAGGAGAUGGACCUGCUGCGCACCACGGUCAAGGUGCCCGGGAAGCGCCCGCCACGCGCCAUCUCUGCCUGCGGCCCCUCAGCCAGCAUCAACGGGCUGCUGCGGGAGCCCGAGCCGGGCGCCGGUGUCCACUCCGUGGGGCUGAGCCUGCCCCCUGAGCCAGGGCUGAAGGUGGUGGGCAAGGGGUCACUGCAGCGCUGCGCCUCCGCCUCCGGCGCCAAGCUCGCCUCAGAGUCCCCGUUGUCCUUCGAGGCCGUGUCCAGCCCCGGCAGCGCGGGCAGGGACCCUCCACCGUCGCCGCUGGUGGACAGGAAGAAGCACCGGCGGAAGAAGCUGAUGACGCCGUCCAAGACCGAGAGCUCGGGUGGGCAGGCAGAAGCCAAGCGCAAAAUGUGGAAAUUAAAAAGUUUUGGUAGUUUAAGAAAUAUUUAUAAAACAGAGGAGGAGAACUUUGAGUUUCUGAUCGUGUCAAGCACGGGGCAGACGUGGCACUUUGAGGCCGGCAGCUUCGAGGAGCGCGACGCGUGGGUUCAGGCCAUCGAGAGCCAGAUCCUGGCCAGCCUGCAGUGCUGCGAGAGCAGCAAGAACAAGGCGCGCAUGGACAGCCAGAGCGAGGCUGUGGCCAUCCAGGCCAUCCGCAACGCCCGCGGGAACUCGCUCUGCGUGGACUGCGGGGCACCCAACCCCACGUGGGCCAGCCUGAACCUGGGCGCCCUGAUCUGCAUCGAGUGCUCGGGCAUCCACCGCAACCUGGGCACGCACGUGUCGCGCGUGCGCUCGCUGGACCUGGACGAUUGGCCACGGGAGCUGACCCUGGUGCUCACGGCCAUCGGCAACGCCACCGCCAACAGCAUCUGGGAGCAGAACCCGCGCGGCCGCUGCAAGCCCACCCACGAGUCCUCCCGGGACGUGGGGCAGGUGGAGGUGGGCGAUUAUUUCUACCUGCAGCCGCUGCCCACCAAGCGGCGCCGGGCGCUGCUCCGCGCCUCGGGCGUGCGCAGGAUCGAUGCCGAGGAGCGGCAGGAGCUGCGGGCGCUGCGCCUGUCCCGCGAGCAGUGCGGCUGCCUCUGCCGCCUCACCUGCGAGCCGCGCACCUGUGCCUGCAGCCAGGCCGGCAUCCAGUGCCAGGUGGAUCGCACGUCGUUCCCGUGCGGCUGCUCCCGGGAUGGCUGCGGGAACGUGGCCGGGCGGAUCGAGUUCAACCCCCUGCGCGUCCGCACCCACUUCCUGCACACCCUGAUGAAGCUGGAGCUGGAGAACCGGCGGGAGGAGGAGGAAGAGGAGGGAGCAGCCGCCCUCCCUGGCCCCACCUGGCCGCCCCCACAGCCCCCUGAGACUCAGGACUUCCAGGAAUACCUGGCGGAGAACGAGCGGGCGGUGCUGCACCUGCAGACAGCCGAGGAGCUGGAGAGGCUGAAGGCUGAGGAAGACUCUGGAAGCGGCUCUGGGGGAGAGGGGGGUGGGGUCUGUGUCCUGGGGGAGCACCUGGAUGACACCUGGCAGGUGAAACCACCCCCGUGCCCCGGGCUCACCUCCACCAUCCUCAUCCCAGCCCAGUUCCCGCUGGAAUCUUCUGUCCUGUGCUACCCUGCCGGGCAGCCGGCCCCGGGGGGCUCCCAGCCUUACCUGCCCGAUGCACCUGGGCUCUACUGCCAGGUGGAGCCACGGGUGGGUGCCAAGGGUGGGAGUGGCCACAUGGAGCAUCCAGCUCCAGCCUCCAGCCCCCCUGGGAAGGAGCUGGGGGUGCCACCUGUCCCUGCUGCUGUGAGCAAGGGAGGAGCACCCCAAAAUCUCCCAGAGCACCUGGAGCACCCCCACCUGCCCAUAUGAGUGGCCUCAGGCCCUCUGGCUCCAUUAUUUAUUCCAUGGAUUGAUUAUUUAGUUUGGUGGGGGCUGCUCUGGACAGAGGAUUUGCCUGGCACAGGGCCAGGAGUCCUUCACUCACCUGACAGAGGUCACCUGUGCCAGGACUCACCUGAGCUGGAGCCUCCUGGAUCCCAUGGCAGCUCUGUCCCCCUAGCUGCCUCCACUUUCCUUAUUUUUAAGGGAAAAAGCCUUUUUUCCCUAACUCUUGUCUGUUUAAUGAAUGUUUCACCUGGGCCACAUCCCAUCCCACCUCAUCCAGGUGAUGCUCCCUCACCUGCAGCUGGGAUGGAUUGGGAAGCACCUGGAACUGCCACAGGAGACCCAGGACUGGAAUCCCCGAACUCAUCUGGAAAAUUCUGGGGAGUUGAACCAACUUCACCUCCUCGGUGGCCUGGAAUUGAUCACCUGUACCUGUCAGAACCUUCUGGAAUGUUCAUUCACUUGCUGGGAGAUCCUUCCAGCAGCUGUUGAGGAGCUGCCCUUGCAAGGACCAGGAUUUGGGGAUGUGAGGCUGCCGGAAUGUCCCUGCCCCCACCUGUGAUCCCGGCCCAUUCCUGGUGGGCUCUGUGCAUCCAGGUGGUCCUGGGCCGAUCCCUGCAGGUGUGCACAGGUGUCCCAUGGAUGCAAUGUCACCUGGCCCUGCCCUACCUGAUCCCUGAACUCUCGGUUGGCUCCUUGCCCAUCCCAGGUGAGCUCCAUCCAUCCAGGUGAGCCCCACCUGGCUGUGUUUCCCAAAGAACCUGUCCUGCCACUGCAGCACUCAGGAUCCAACCCAGUGGCAGCAGGAUCAGAGCCCUGCAGGUGUGCACAGGUGUCCAGCUCCUGCUAUCCCAUGGAUGUACCGUUCCUGGUGAGCCUGACUUUCAGUGAGAAGGAGCACCUGGAACUCCCUGUGCUGCUCCUCAGGUGCUUCCUGCUCACCUGUGCUCCUUCUGGCUCCGGGCAUCUCCACUGGCAUCAAACUGGUCAGACUGGGAUGGAUUCAGGUUCUCCAGGUGUGGAGUCUCCUGGAGAAUUCACCUGGUCCUUCCAGCCUUUCCUUGGGCUGGGAUUCAUGGAAACCCCGCCUGUGCUCCGGACCUUCCUGAGGCUCUGGGAUCUGUCUUGGGGUGAAACUUCUCAUUUCUGGGGCUUUUCCCUCUUUUUUGGCUCCAGCCAGGUGAAAUCAACCUGGGCCAGGAGCAAUUCCAGCCUGGGAGGAAAAUCAGGAUGUGGGGUGGGGCUGCUGCUCUCCAGCCCAGCCCAGGUUGGGUCUGUGCCCUUGGGAUUUGCUCACCUGCUCUUGGAUUGCUCUUGGAUGCUCUUGGAUUUUGGGAUCUGCUCACCUGCUUGGGCCUGUGCCCCAAAUCCUGCAUUCUGCUCGCCUGGACCCUACAGAUUGUGGGAUCUGCUCUGGAUCUGCUCACCUGGACACUCCCAGACCCUGGAUCUGCUCACCUGGUCUGGUCUGUGCCUUCAGGACCUGCUCACCUGGAUGCUCCCAGACCUUGGGAUCGCAGGGACCCAAAUCCCCCAAUCCAGCUGCUGCCACCCCUUUAUUUUCCUGACUUUUUUUGAUUUCACCGUUGGCUUUUCCAGCAAUUUUCCCACACUGGGGUCUGACCCCCCAGUUUUGGGGGUUGAGGGUCCCCUGGUGUUCCUGGGGGGGGUCACCUGCCCCCCGUGGGGGGUUAAAAAGGGGGUUCAGGAGGGGGUGAGGGUUUAAAAGGGG